AUGUUGGAUCAAUAAAAGAAUAUUUUUUAUAGAAUAGGCAAUUCAACGAUCGAUACUUUCGAUAUUUUUGGAUAACUUCCUAAUUUCAGAGUACUCGAAAAAAACAAGUUCACCACAGUUGUUGGUUGUUGUAUGACAUUCAUAAUUGGAACAGCUACCUUAAUAUACUUAAUAACUGAAAUAACAACUCUUUUACAUAAAGCAGAACCUCAAGUUGUUUCAUCUGAGGUUCAGAUAUUUGACUCAACAGUAAAUAUUGAUAGUAAUUAAAGUAAUUCCCACUUUACAAUGAUAAUUUCACUCUAGCAGUCACAAUUGCAACUAAAAAUUCAGAACCUAUUUUAGGGUAAUUUAAAUAUUACAACUUGACUAUGAGUCAUUGCAUUAGAGAAAGAUUAUUAAAUGAGACCACAGGCAAGGUUUAGGUGAAGUUAAAGUAAUAUUUUUAAUACUAUUUAGUUGUACACAAUUACCAAUAGCACCUUGUGUAACAGAAGACUUUGAUAAUGAAUUAUAGAAAGAAUUUUUCAAAAAUACUAGAUUAGGUGUUGUGUAAUGUAUCAAUCGAACUACACUCAGAAAUAAUCCUCCAGUAUUUAAAAAAAAAUUAAUUUGAGGUUUUAUAAGGUCAAAUCUCUGGCUAUAAGUAUCAAUACUUAGUAAUUGAAUUGAGUAUUUGCAAAAAUAAUACAGAAUAUUAAGGGUGUGCUCCAAUUGAAGAAAUCAAGAAGGUAUUAUCUGCAGGUCAUUAUUCUGUUUAUGCAAGCGAUUAUUUAAUGUAAUUAAAUCAUCCUAAUAAACCAUACUAAGAAUUUAUUAAUCUAGAUAUAAAUAGUUUCUCUAUCUCAACUUCUAAAAUGUUGUAAUGGACAUAUAGAAUAUCUGAAACUCAUACUGAUGAUGGAUUUCUAUCCUCUACAGAUAGAGUAGAUUUAAAUUUAAUAAAAUAAGACAGAAGAGAAUAUACAGAAUUAUAUAAUGAUGAUUAUCUUGUUUAUCAUUAUAUAUAAUUAGAUUACAAAGAAACAAUCUAUCAGAGAUCUUACAUCAAAAUAUAAGCAAUUUUAAGUAAAAUUGGAGGAAUUUGGCAAUUGUUUAUGAUUAUAACUGCCUUAAUUCUAAAUCCUCUAAUUAGCAAUCUAAUGACAAUUUCACUCGCUAAUGAAUUAUAUCGAUUUCCCAAUUUUGAUAAAUAAAGACAAUAAAAUAUUGAAAUCAUCAAUUUAUAGUAAAGUGAUUAGAUUUUAGAUGUCUAAGAAUAAAAUCGAAGAUCCAGAGAAAUUAAUACUGAAGAUAAACUCUCAAGAGGAAUUUAUGAAUCCCUCUUGAUUUUAUUAGGUUGUCAUAAAAAGAAAAAAUAAAUGUUUUAGUAAGUCAAAUAAGAAAUACUUUCAUAAAUGGAUGUAGUAAAGAUCAUUUAAAAAUUACAUGAAAUUGAUCUGCUAAAAUUCAUUCUACUCAAUGAUGAAUAGUACAAAAUGUUUGAUCUACUCCCUAAACCUAUCUUAUAAGAUGAAAAAAUUUUAAUGGAAGACAUUAGCAAUGAUUUGGCUUAUGAAGCUGGUGUUUAAAAAAGCUUUAGAGUUAUUAAUAAUAAAAAAUUAUAAUAAAAAAAUCUUAAGGAUUAUUAUUGUUCUUUUUCCUCCUUAUAAUAAGACAAAGGAAGAAGUAGUGUUGAUGAUAAAUUAUUAUCUCUGAUUGAUAGAAAUAUAGUAUAGUUUUUUGAAUAGAUUUAAAUUUCAUAAUAGCGACAAGGCAACUUAAGUCCAUUGGAUCCUCUAUUUCGGUCAAGAAUUGAUGAAUCAAUCAUAGAACCUAAAAUAUAAAGACCAAAAUGA
Paramecium sonneborni is the source of this 1838-nucleotide messenger RNA. The record is from the annotation of a GenBank genome assembly. Lineage: Eukaryota; Ciliophora; Oligohymenophorea; Peniculida; Parameciidae.